Heterotrigona itama is the source of this 1426-nucleotide messenger RNA. The record is from the annotation of a GenBank genome assembly. Lineage: Eukaryota; Metazoa; Arthropoda; Insecta; Hymenoptera; Apidae.
AUGGCCACUUCAAAAACGACAAAUAUGUAUAACAGACAAAAUUGGGAAGACGCUGUAAGUAGAAUCAAGGUUAUAAUAUAUAUAAUCGACAUGAUAUAAUUGAAUUCUAUAUAAAUAAAAAAUGAAAUGUUUGAAAUAUUUAUAUUCUUUUGCUUUUCUUUUUAGGAAUUCCCAAUAUUAUGUCAAACUUGUUUGGGCGAUAAUCCUUAUAUUCGUAUGGUGAGUAAUUUCGUCAAAAUAUGAAUUUUGUAAAGAAAUAUUUAUUUAUAACAUAAUUUUUUUCUUUUUUAAUUUGCAGACAAAAGAAAGAUAUGGGAAAGAAUGCAAAAUAUGCAUGCGUCCGUUUACAGUAUUUAGAUGGUGUCCUGGCGCAAGAAUGCGAUUUAAGAAGACAGAAGUUUGUCAAACAUGCAGUCGUUUAAAAAACGUCUGCCAAACUUGUUUACUUGACUUAGAAUAUGGUUUGCCGAUUCAAGUACGUGACGCAGCGCUUAAAAUUAAAGAUGAUUUGCCUAGAUCCGAUGUGAACAAGGAGUACUAUGUACAAAAUAUAGAUAGUGAAAUUGGAAAAAUAGAUCCAACAUCGCCAGCAGGUGCUGUUGGUAAAUCUGCAGCUGCUAGUGAUUUGUUAAUGAAGUUAGCAAGGACUAGUCCCUAUUACAAGAGAAACAGACCACACAUUUGCUCCUUUUGGGUUAAAGGAGAAUGUAAACGAGGAGAAGAAUGUCCAUAUCGUCACGAGAAACCUACUGAUCCUGAUGAUCCAUUAGCUGAUCAAAACAUCAAAGAUCGUUACUAUGGUGUUAAUGAUCCUGUUGCUGACAAAUUAAUGCGCCGAGCAGCAGCCAUGCCUAAGUUAGAUCCACCAGAAGAUAAGUCCAUUACGACUCUCUACGUUGGUAAUCUGGGUGAUGUUUUAACAGAGAAGCAACUACGCGAUCACUUCUAUCAAUAUGGGGAAAUACGUUCUGUGACUAUGGUUCCUCGUCAACAGUGUGCCUUUAUUCAGUACACACAAAGGAGUGCUGCCGAAGCAGCAGCAGAAAGAACAUUCAACAAAUUGAUAUUAGGAGGACGAAGAUUAACGAUUAAAUGGGGACGUUCACAAGGAAGACAGACAGUAUCUGCAGCAGAAGCGACUAGGGAAAUCUUAGAACCUGUACCAGGUUUACCUGGUGCUCUGCCACCUCCACCAGAAAGCAUGGGAAAUAAUUUUUUCAAUCUGCAAACCACUCCCGGCAUGAUACCACCAAUGAUGAUACCACCUCCACCAGUUGCUCCCCAAUUUAUGUUUCCACCUCAAAUGGCAACUGCCACGGCAACACCUAUUUUCCCACCUGGAACAACUCCAAUACACUAUCCAAGUCAAGAUCCAUCAAGAAUGGGUGCAUCUCAAGGCAUAGGGAAACCUUGGCCGGAGGAAUGA